UCUCAUUCUCUCUCACUUGCUCAGUGUGAAACACCAAGAAAAUGGCUGAGGCUGGUAUGUCGACAGAGAUGGAACGAUUCAGCUGUCCAGUGUGUCAGGAACUCCUGAAGGAUCCUGUAAAGACUCCCUGUGGCCACAAUUUCUGUAAGGUGUGUAUUGAUGACCUCUGGGAUAAAGAAGAUCAGAGUGGGGUUUACAGCUGUCCCCACUGUAAAGUGACUCACAAUACCAGACCUGAAUUAUGCAGGAACAACAAGCUGGCUGAAGUGUUGGAGGAUCUGAAGAAACUCCAAGCUGCUUCUUCUACUAUUUGUUACGCUGGACCUGGAGAUGUGGAGUGUGAUUCCUGCAUCGGGAGAAAACGCAAAGCUGUUAAUUCCUGUCUGGUUUGUCAGGCCUCUUAUUGUGAAAAUCAUGUAAAACCUCACUAUCAGGCUCCUGCCUUUAAGAAGCACAAGUUAGUUGAAGCCUGUUCAGAGCUCCAAGAGAAGAUCUGCUCUGAACAUGACAAACCGCUGGAGAUCUACUGUCGUACUGACCAAAGCUUCAUCUGUUACUUGUGUACGAUGGAAAAACACAAAGGUCAUGAUACAGUUUCAACUAAAACCGAAAGAACUGAAAAACAGAAUGAGGUAAAAGAAGAGCAGAUGAAAUUCAAGCAGAGGAUCCAGGAGAAGAAGAAGAAGUUGGAGGAGCUGAAAGAGACGGUGGACAUUAUUAAGAAGCGUUCACAGGAAGCAGUAGAUGACAGUGAGAGGAUCUUUACUGAGCUGAUCAGCUACAUGGAGCAAAAGCGCUCUGAGUUUACAGAGCUGAUCAGAGCUCAGGAGAACGCUGACCUGAGUGGAGCUGAACAACUCCUGAAUCAGGUGGAGCAGGAGAUUGCUGAUCUUAAUAGGAAAGUCACUGAGCUGGAGCAGCUUUCAGACACACAUGAUGACAUCCACUUCCUCCAGAGUUUCCCGUCUCUCUGUGUUUCUCCUGGAUGUGACGACUCACUCAGCUUCACUGUCAAUCAACAUCUCUCAUUUGAUGGAGUGAGGAAAUCUCUCUCAGAUCUGAAAAAACGAUUCGAGCAAAUCUAUGAGGAGGAAUUCAACAAAAUCAGACCACAAGCUGCAGCAGUUCAGACCAUUUUACCUUCAGAACCAGAUAGCAGAGAAGAUUUUCUGCAGUAUUUCUGUCAUCUGACUCUGGACCCAAACACAGUACAUCAUCAACUCAUUCUGUCUGAGAACAACAGAGUGGUGACAAGCAGUGAGACAAAACAGCAAUACUCUGAUCAUACAGAGAGAUUUGACUAUUGGCCUCAGGUGUUGUGCAAGGAGAGUGUGUGUGGACGCUGUUACUGGGAGGUGGAGUGCAGCGGUUAUGUGGACAUAUCAAUCUCAUAUAAAGAGAUCAGCAGGAAAGGAGAGAGUAAAGAAUCUAGGUUUGGAUACAACAGUCAGUCCUGGAGUCUGCAGUGUUCUUCUUCCUCUGUCUCUUUCUGGCACAACAGCAUUGAGACUAAGCUCCAAAGUCCAUCAUACUCCAGAAUAGGAGUGUAUGUGGAUCACAGUGCAGGAACUCUGUCCUUCUACAGCGUCUCUGACACCAUGAGGCUCCUCCACAGAGUCCACACCACAUUCACUCAGCCUCUAUACGCUGGGCUCUGUAUAUGGAUUUACGAUGUACCAGUGUCUUUGUGUGAUCCAAACUAAUAUGUUUCAGUGGCAUUGUUAUGUGCAGAAAGUUUAACUUUUUUUUAUCAUUAAGAAUUACCAAACAAUUAUAAUUUGAUUGCAAUUCACAAAUAAUUUACAUAUAUAAUCUUUUAUUCACAGAAUUUAGGAUGUUUGUAGAACAGAAAUGUUAUUAAACGGCCUCCUUUUACAGAUUUAUUUCAGUGAUGUGAAAAAUGUUUCCAAAUAUAUGGUUUCUUUUUGUGUUUCAUGAGAAAUAAAACUUUUAUAAACACCUUU
Molecule: messenger RNA, 1964 nt
Organism: Tachysurus vachellii
Lineage: Eukaryota; Metazoa; Chordata; Actinopteri; Siluriformes; Bagridae
Product: E3 ubiquitin/ISG15 ligase TRIM25-like
Exons: 6
Coding region: 42-1703 (553 amino acids)
Molecular function (GO): zinc ion binding; protein binding
Source: RefSeq, a predicted model, not a curated record